UAUUUCAGGCUGUAACCUACCUACAAGAGCCCUAAGAUAAUUCACAAAAAAACAAAUAAGUACUCCACUGGAGCGUUUCUGUAGUGAAAAGAACAGAUUCUACUUUUCCCCAAAUUAAGUUGUAGAACUGUGCGUAUUAGUUGUAUAAGUUUGGCAAUAUCAGAAUGGAGGAGUAGUACUCACGUAACCCCGUUGGUCGCAUGAGAAAACAGAUGGUAAGUCAUCCUGCCGACAAGCAGAUUCAGCGCAGCCAUGGACGUAAAGCCGAAGGCCGAGCCCCUUGCAGACGAUUGUAUAGUGGCGCUCUCGGGCGCCUACUGUCCUGACGGUAUGGAUCCACAGAGCGACCAAGCUGCUGGUCCGACCCCGAUCAUGCUGUUCUUCACCUCCAAAGAGACCAGCAAAGUCCCCCUAGCAGUGAUGACCACCGGUGGUUCCCAGGAUGUCCUUCCGAGUGCUGGCGGUGCUGCGGGAGUGCGAGGUCAAGGCGAAGCGGUGUCCAGCUCGUCUGAAUUUACCCACGAUGCCAUCAUGCUGCUGAUCGAGGCCAUGGCGGCACGCUGGGACCUGUAUGGCCAGCGGGAGCGCUCGCGGCUCUUCCAGAGUGUCCAGCAGGAGCUGGACAGUCACGGCUACCCGCUGCCCGUCGAGAGGAUACGUCGCAAAUGGAACAACCUCAUCGUCACCUACAAGCGCGUGAAGGAGCGUUGCAGGGGCCGGGGACAGGCCAGGACCUCAUGGGAAUACUACGAGGUGAUGGAUGCUGUGUUGGGGAAGACGGAGAUCGCUCAGGGCAGCUCAGCCUCUGCCACGCUGCUGGGCUUAGCCACGACGGCACAGGCGGCAGCGCUGUGUGAGGAUCGGCCACCCGUGGGCAUCUCCGCCGCCAUGCCCUCCAGCCUUUUCCCUAACAACCUCAUCGCCACGGCAACUCAGGUGCCCACCUUGACCCCGCAGAGGGUUACUCCCCCUAUGAUGCCACCCAGCCUUGCCCCGGUCCCACCUCUACACCCUGCUCCUCAAAACGGCCCACUGAGUUGUUCUGAUAGUCCUCUAACCGUGUCCUCGUCGCCGCCGCGACCCAAAAUGACCUUCGUGGCCUCUUCCCGGCGAAAGUCUCGCGGCGCCCCUGCGGUGGGCGUGCCCACGUUUGUGAGCCAGCCACAGGGGGGGCAAGCAGAGCGGCGUGGCGCCAUGCUGCGAGGGGGUUACCUGAGCGCCCAGGAGCAGCGCGCCCUUCUGGACGAGCAGCGCCACUGUAGGCAGGAGGCGCGGGAGCGGCGCAGGGAGCGGACGACCAACCGCGUGGCGGAGGCAGUGGGCAGGAUGGCCACGGCACUGGAGCUCAUCUCCUCCAAACAGGACACAAUCAUCGCCCUGCUGCAGAGGCUCGCCGACAAACACUGACACUGACAAACACUGACACUGCUCGGACAGUAUGGCAGACAGACUAAUAAUAACCCUAAUAAUAAAGGUGACAAAUAGUCCUACUAAGUGGGAUUCACAAACAUUGGAGGAAGCUUAGGAAAGAGGCUAGGCCUACACCCAUAAAUGUUCUGCUCUUCUUCAGCAUCACUUUUUUUGAAUGAAGCACCAAAAUACUGGACAAACUUUAAAAAAGGGAUAAAAAAUGUUUCAGGAUUUGCUUUUGACACUUUUAAAACAAGUGCCGCCCAAAUACCUUAACCUUAAUCUCAAAUCAUUUUGCUUUGUAAAUUACUCUGGGUGUGCCUCCUAACCAGAACCCAUCUCGCCCUGGCCUGAGGCAACAUCAUAUUUGAUAGAUGUUAUAUAGUUUUCAUUUAACAUUUCCUCUGUAAAAACGAAAAUGAGAUCACUCACUGAAACUAUG
This is a messenger RNA of Sardina pilchardus (European sardine), 1852 nucleotides long. RefSeq lists its product as uncharacterized. The record is from RefSeq and is a predicted model, not a curated record. Bases 253 to 1407 code for a protein of 384 amino acids. The transcript is spliced from 4 exons. NCBI's taxonomy places the organism in Eukaryota, Metazoa, Chordata, Actinopteri, Clupeiformes, Clupeidae.